AUGGAUGACCAAAUCAAAAGUAUUAAGAAGGAAAAGACCGAUAAGCAGGUCACAAAGCGCCACACAUGGAAAUCUUCAGAGGACAAAAUAUUGCUGAACAUACUAAAAGAUCAAACUAUAAAUGGAGGGAAGGAAGGAACAGGAUACACAAAAAAAGCAUGGCGUGAAAUCCUAGAACAGUUCAAUGAGUCAAAGGUAGACAAACUUGAGUUGCAACAAAUAAAAAAUCGUCAUAAGUACUACAGGAGUUGUUAUGCUACCAUGGACAGACUUCUAAAACACACAGGAUUUGGUUGGGAUGACGAUGACAAAAUGAUCAAAGCUCCAGAAGAAAAAUGGGCGGAACUCAUUUUGAAGGAUAAGAAUAUUCAAGAAUACCGUGAUAAAGUGUGGCCUAGUUGGAUAGACCUGCAAGACAUAUGUGCGAGCUCUACUGCAUCCGGACUAGGUGCUGUAUCUAGCAAAGGGAAAGGUGAAGCACAUAUUGAUCUGAAUGAGGUAGUACAAGUAGAAUCUGAUGAAAUAAAUGAUUCCACUAUUGAUUGUCCUAAGAAGCCUAAUAGCAAUAAGGCAGAGAAAAAGAAGAAGUGCAAUGCAAGUGGAUCACAAGAACCUUCAAAGGGGCAUAAGCGAUCAGCUGAUGAUGCUAUAAACGCAAUUGAUCGCCUAGCGGACGCAUCACUCAUCAUCGCUGAAUCAAAGAAAAAUGCAGCACAACAGAUAGAAGCUUACUCAGUCAAAGCAUGUAUGAAGAUAUUAAAUAGCAUGCCUGGACUUGAGGCAAAUAAAAAAUUGAAAGCUGCAGAAGCAUUUGAACAUGCCAAUAAAAGGGCGAUUUUCGUGGAGAUGGAUGAAGAGACUCGGUCUCUUUGGGUUGACAAUGCGUAG
Messenger RNA from Triticum turgidum subsp. durum (durum wheat), 888 nucleotides. Lineage: Eukaryota; Viridiplantae; Streptophyta; Magnoliopsida; Poales; Poaceae. The record is from the annotation of a GenBank genome assembly.